UCCGCUAUAAAAGCUCCAAACGCUUCUCAUCAAGCAUCAUUCAACAUCCUCGAUCUACUCACACACUACACAAUGGCAUUCAAGUUUGUGGUUCUCGCUUGUUUCGUGGCGGCCGCCAGCGCCGGCCUAGUCCCGGCUGCUCCAGUGGCCUACGCUGCCGCCCCGGCGUACCACGCCGCCCCCGCCCUCCACGCCGCCCCCGUGGCGUACGCCAGCCCGGUCGCAUACGCCGCACCCGUCGCUAAAGUCGCCGUCGAGGAAUACGACCACCACCCCCAGUACAGCUUCGCCUACGACGUUCAGGACGGUCUGACCGGUGACUCCAAGACCCAGCACGAGACCCGCGACGGUGAUGUCGUCAAGGGCUCCUACUCCGUUGUGGACCCCGAUGGCACCAAGCGCACUGUGGACUACACCGCCGACCCCCACAACGGUUUCAACGCCGUCGUGCACAAGGAGCCCGCUCAUGUGAAGGUCGCCGCCCCCGUCGCUUACGCCGCCCCCGUCGCUAAGAUCGCCGCCCCCGUGGCCUACGCUGCGCCCGUAGCCAAGUACGCCGCCCCCGUGGCGUACGCCGCGUCCCCUGUGGUCCACGCCGCCCCCGUGGCCAAGAUCGCAGCUCCCGUGGCCUACUCUGCCCCCGUCUACCACUCCGCCCCCGUCUACCACUCUGCUCCCGUCUACCACCACUAAAUUGUUGCCAAAUUAUAGUACCUAAUUUAUGUUGUACAAAACGAUAAAGUAUUAUUUUAAAUACAUUGUUUUGUAUGAAAUGUUAUGAUCAGUAGGAUAGGUAUUUAAUUAAAUUUUUCUAUCCCUA
Ostrinia nubilalis (European corn borer) is the source of this 820-nucleotide messenger RNA. RefSeq names its product cuticle protein 21-like (gene CPR67). The transcript has 2 exons. The coding region runs from base 73 to 693 and encodes 206 amino acids. Gene Ontology annotation, cellular component: extracellular matrix. Lineage: Eukaryota; Metazoa; Arthropoda; Insecta; Lepidoptera; Crambidae. The record is from RefSeq and is a predicted model, not a curated record.